AUUUUCGGGUUGCGCAGAAGAGAGAAAUAGAGAGAGAAAAGAGAAGGACGAAGAGAGCGUUGCGAUGUGCAGGUAAGGUUUGGCAAACGAUCGCUUCAAUUGUCAUCUUUGUAGCAAAGAAUGUGCCGGACCUGCCGGUUGAAGUGCCGCGUGGUAGCGUUCGACUUCCAGUGUCGCACCAUGUACCACGACUACCGGCACAGCUCGCGCUACCAGCGACCGAAUCUCAUCUGCUUCUUCAACCCGGGACUUCACCGUACGACCGGGUUUGCCGGGCAGGACAGCUGGCCGGUAACAAUUCGUGCCGCAACGGAGGCAGGCUGCCCAAUGCUGGUGACCGCCUACACCGAGCUCGAGUCUCCCCUCGAUCUGGACCGGCUGCAGCGUGAGUCGACGCGUGCCCUUCAGGUCGUUCAGCCACCGACGGUCAAUCCGUACGGUUCCAAGCGCCCCGAUCGUAACUUCAUUUCGGACGAUACUGCUCCGAUGAUCUUCAAGAACUACUACUACUUCAUAGUGAAAUAGAGUGCGAGAGAGAGAGAGAGAGAGAGAGAGAGAGAGAGAGAGAGAGAGAGAGAGAGAGAGAGAGAGAGAGAGAAACUACACCACAUAGGACAUAUCCGUUCUGCGCGUUCGAUAUAAUGUUCAUGGUUCACACAACUAUUGGUUUUUGGUUUUUGAAUGCUUUUAAUUUCUUCUUUUCCACUCACUUCGACGUUUCGGCCCCACUUCCCGGGGGGUCGCAACACUACACGGUCGAAGUACUUCCUUACGCGUACUUUACUAAAGUGGCACAGCGUCACGAAUCUCCACCCAGUCGUACGAUUGGCAGUUGUGAUUUCAAAAUACGAUGUGCAAAAAUAAAUAAUGUGUAUCAGUGAGUUAAUUUAA
Messenger RNA from Anopheles merus, 891 nucleotides. RefSeq lists its product as uncharacterized. The record is from RefSeq and is a predicted model, not a curated record. Gene Ontology annotation, cellular component: extrinsic component of mitochondrial inner membrane. The transcript is spliced from 2 exons. NCBI's taxonomy places the organism in Eukaryota, Metazoa, Arthropoda, Insecta, Diptera, Culicidae. Bases 121 to 525 code for a protein of 134 amino acids.